Messenger RNA from Funneliformis mosseae, 2739 nucleotides. The record is from the annotation of a GenBank genome assembly. Lineage: Eukaryota; Fungi; Glomeromycota; Glomeromycetes; Glomerales; Glomeraceae.
AUGUUUGCGGUUACCGACAAUGCCGGUAAAUGCCAUUUAAUUGGCAUCGACCAAACCGCAUCAUAUGAAAAAUUUCAGGAUCGAGCUAUUCAUGGGCAAAAAUUCAGAAGCGACUAUGAUGAUUACGAGGAAUACACUUUUGACGAAGAAAGAAGAGUUUUAAUUAACGUUAAUUCAGGGACUCCGCAGAAUUCAAGUAUUCCUCGUGAAGUAGUAAAUUGGGGAGGUGCUCCUUAUCCCAAACAAACAACUCAAAGUCAUCUUAAGGCUAUCAGUACUGGUAUUCCUGAAGUACAAGAAUGGCAAGAAGAUAAUUGGAAGAGAGAUAUUCUCGUCGAAGAGGUCGAAGAAAUCAAGUAUGGAAGUCUCGUCAAACAUCUUAUGGACAAGAAAGAUGUGACCAAACGAAGAAGAAGAAUUAUCAUUGAAGAUGAGUACGAGUAUGUUGACCCCAUUUUACUUGACGAAACAAGCUUCCCACUACAAGACGAUAGCGAUGAUGAAGAUUAUAUUCCUGGCCUUUCUGAUCGUGAAGGAACUCCUGAUAGUACCGAAGAAAUUGACUUUAUGGAAAUUGACACAAUUCCAAUAUCCGUCGUAAAUUCUCCUGACUUGGACAGUGAUUAUGGAGUCAAGACAAGAAGACAAAAGAAAGCCGAAAAAAAGGCACAGAAAGACAGACGUUUUGCUGCAGGCGGCGCUUCGAGUACCAAUCAUAAAAAUAAGAAGAAAAGGAAGCGUUCUCGUGUCGAAUUAUCUGAUGGCGAGAAUGAUGAGUAUGUGGAACCAAGUAAUGACUACGGUAUUGCGGGUCCAAGUUCACGUCCUUUGAGACGUGUCAAAAGACGUAUAAAUUAUGGAGAAAGCGAAACUACUUCUUCAGAAGAAGAUAGCUUUAUAGAAAAUGAUCACGCUUCAUUUGAUACUAGUAGUAGACGUGCUAGAACACCAAAGUCACCAAGCGGUUCGGAAUAUCAAGAGGAUUCAGAGCAAGAAGAAUCGCAAAAUAAUAUUGAUUCUCCUUAUGUUGUAUCCUCGUCACAACAUGAAGUGUCACCAUGUGAAGAUACACAUGGAAAUUAUGGAGGUGAUGAUGAAAGUUUUAUGGAAGACGAUCUUGAACAAGAUUAUGAGAAAUUGGGAGGUUCGGGAGGUUCGGAACAAGUUAGGGCGACACUUUCAGAUUCAAUGGAUACCGCAUAUCCAGAAGAUGAUACUCGUCCAGAAUGGAUUAAAAUGAUUAGACCACAAGCAUCUCCGUAUCACCCUCAGAUUGGGGAUGUUAUUAUUUAUUUCAUAAACGGGCAUAAAGAAAUGCUUCGAAGGUGUUAUCAUGAUGCAGACAAUUCUGUUUUACUUCAAACUUUGGGACCUGGUGAUCCAACGCUUCAUAAGGAUCACGCGUGGAAUAGGUCGUCAACUUAUAAAAAAGCUAUAGACAAUAUCUUAUAUUGUCUCAUUGAUGAUGUUGAAUGGACUCGAGGAGACAAAAAUAAACCUUUUGUAAAGAUUACAGCAAAAACAUUGAAUCUUCAAGAUUAUCAAAACAAUAAUCAACUUUUGCCGAUAGAUCCCGUACUAGGAAUUGACGAAAAAGUAUUUGCUACAUAUGAUAAUACACCAUAUUCUGGGACUAUUGUUCAAAUAAACAAAGAUAAAACAGCUAACGACUGGUCUCCAUGGCAAACUUACACAGUUAAUUGGGACGAACCUAAUGAUCCAGAAAAUACUCAAGACACAUUACAUAGCUGGGAAUUGAAACGUGAAAAUGAACAAGAUUUGGUCGAUAGUAAAACUUAUGGAGAAGAAGAUAAAAUGACCAUGAGUAAUAUCAUUUCUGAACUUAUUAACGAAGUUGAUUUCGAUUGGUUUGUAAACCACGUCAACUUCACUGAAAUAAUUGAUUAUCUUCCAAAAAUUCCAUAUCCGAUGUGCCUUCGAAUGAUUGAAGCACGUAUACAAAACAAUUGGUAUCGCUCUUUAAGGGCGAUCAAGGCAGACAUUGAUUUAAUACAUUGGAAUGCAACAAAUUAUAAUGAAUCAGGAACCGAAAUUCCUUUGGCGGCAAAUAAACUACUUAAUCAAUUUAAACGUCUUACUGAACGUAAAGACGACGAAUAUGAUUACCUUUUUAAAGUUGUCUUAAUUGGAGACUCGGGGGUUGGUAAAUCCAAUCUUCUUUCGCGUUUCACACGUAAUGAGUUCAAUUUGGAGUCAAAGUCAACCAUUGGUGUUGAAUUUGCUACUAGAAGUAUUCAAGUAGAUAACAAGACUAUCAAAGCCCAAAUCUGGGAUACUGCUGGUCAAGAACGUUAUCGAGCUAUUACAAGCGCUUAUUAUCGCGGAGCAGUUGGUGCUUUACUCGUUUACGACAUCGCUAAACAUGUUACUUAUGAAAACGUCAAUCGUUGGUUAAAGGAAUUAAGAGAUCAUGCUGAUAGUAAUAUCGUUAUUAUGCUUGUUGGAAACAAAAGUGAUUUAAGGCAUUUGAGAGCUGUACCGACCGAAGAAGCCAAACAAUUUGCUGCUGAAAACAACUUGUCAUUUAUUGAAACUUCUGCAUUGGAUGCCAGCAAUGUAGAACUCGCUUUCCAAAACAUUUUGACCGAAAUAUACCGUAUUGUUUCGAAUAAAGCUUUGGAAAAUAAUACUGGAGAAGUUGCUAGACCUACUGCUGGUGAAACUAUUCAAGUCACUGCCAUGCCUGAUGAAAAACAAACGAGUGGCAAAUGUUGUUAG